Gaeumannomyces tritici R3-111a-1 is the source of this 3598-nucleotide messenger RNA. Its product is annotated as ubiquitin carboxyl-terminal hydrolase 13. NCBI's taxonomy places the organism in Eukaryota, Fungi, Ascomycota, Sordariomycetes, Magnaporthales, Magnaporthaceae. Gene Ontology annotation, biological process: protein deubiquitination. The record is from RefSeq and is a predicted model, not a curated record. The transcript has 4 exons. Bases 878 to 3145 code for a protein of 755 amino acids. Gene Ontology annotation, cellular component: nucleus; cytosol. Gene Ontology annotation, molecular function: cysteine-type endopeptidase activity; cysteine-type deubiquitinase activity.
CAGCACAUCAGUCGCAUCCACACCCUAAAACAUCCUGGGGGGCCCCAGGUGGUGUGGAAGCCAGCAGGGCCUCGGGGGCCGGAGAGCCAGGCAGGGAUCGAAUAACCCACCACCGGAACCAGCCCUGCCCCGAACGUUGCGCACCCUCGGGGCCAUGGCCGUGGCCGUCUUAAUACCUCGUCUUCUCCGCCGCUCCGCUCCAUCUCUUUCCCUCAGCUCCCUCUGCAGCGAACGCCGCCCCUGUGCGCCCCUGGUCGUCCCUGAAGUGUUCGUCCUAGCCUCGCAGUCUUUCGGAUCGCGUUACUCGAUCGCCCGUCAACCACUCGUCCCAGGCGCGAGGAUAAGAGCAAUUGGUCUGGUUUUCAAUGAGCCGCACCCGAACUUAAUCCCGCCACGCGAUCCCUGUCUUGUGCCCGCCGACCACCUCUCGAACCCAGCCUUGGCGGAACCGUGAGGCUGUCCAUUCGCCAAGCGAGCCGAAGCGAACCCUCAGUCUCCUUUCGUUUUCUAGAAAUCGCUCCUUCGCUGUCACCUUUUUCGACACACACCCGCCUUUUAAUCUGUUUGCCUUGCCCCCUUUCUUACCUCUCCUCAUCUUUGCCUCAUUCCCUUUGGCUCCCCGGCCUUCUUCACUGCGACCCUCCCACGACCUUGACUCGACCCUGCACUGCGGUCGCACAGCGGCGGAAGCGCCGCUACCUGCGUGUCCUGGACGCCGUCGUCAUAAUCAACAGCGCCAUCUCCCUCGCGGCCGAGCUUUGCGAAUGCGCGCGCCGCACCACCGUUCGCCAUCCACCUGUGCGCCCCUCCCGAGGCAGAUUCCCGAAACAGGCCAUAAUUCCAACCCAAUCCCGACCUCGACCCCUUGCCAUACAAAAUGGCGGGCUUCUUUAAGCAUCUAAAAUCCGGCGCAGGCUCGUCGGGAUCCUCGGCUAAUGCCGCGGCAGGCAAGAAGAAGGAGGAGCCGGCUCCGGAGCUGACGCCUCUAGAGAAGAUGCUGCAAAACGCCGGGCCUCUCCGCGAGGAUGGAAGCGACAAGUUCUUCGGCCUAGAAAACUUUGGAAACACAUGUUACUGCAACUCGAUCGUACAAGCAUUAUACUACUCCGAGACCUUCAGAGAGAACGUCGUCAACUACCCGCCAUUCUCGCCCUCCGAUACCCCGAAUGGCAAGCGCGCCAAGGUCAACGUGCAAAUACGACCGCCUGCAGCCGCCAACGAAGACCAGCCGCCCGCAGGCAAGAAGCUGACAGCCGCGCAGGCCCUCGAGCAGAGGAAAAAGAUAAACGCGGGCCAGGGACUGCCAUUGCGACCCGAGGACAAGCCCGACUCGCCUGAGUACAAGAAGAAGCAGGCGAUGCUGAAGGGGCCCGUCCUGGAGCUGGCACAGGAAAACUCGACUGCGUACGGGAUGCAAGAGAGCACAUUUACCGGCCUCAAGGAUUUGUUCAUGGCCCUCAUCGAGAGCCAGACCAGGACCGGCGUCCUGAGUCCGCAGCGCUUCCUCGAGAUCUUCAAGCGCGACAACGAGAUGUUCCGCAACUCGAUGCAUCAAGAUGCACACGAAUUCUACGGCCUCGUGCUGAACGACGUCAUUUCCAACGUCGAGGCCAACGCCAAGAAGCUUCGGGAGCUGGACGAGGCACGAGCCAAAGACGCCCUGGCGCAGUCGGUAGAAAAGGCCCUCGGCGCCUCUGUCAGCGCUUUGGCGCGACCGCAACCAGGGGCCAGGUCACCCGGCACGGGAUGGGUCCACGACAUCUUCGAGGGCCUGCUAACAUCGGAGACCAAGUGCCUCACCUGUGAAACCGCCUCUCAGAGGGACGAGACGUUCCUAGAUCUGUCUAUUGACCUAGAAGAGCAUUCGUCCGUCACGGCCUGUCUCCAGAAAUUCUCGGCUGAGGAGAUGCUGUGCGAGCGGAACAAGUUCCACUGCGACCACUGCGGCGGGCUCCAGGAGGCUGAGAAGCGCAUGAAGGUCAAGAGGCUCCCCAAGGUCCUCGCGCUGCACCUGAAGCGUUUCAAGUACACUGAGGAUUACAGCCGGCUGCAGAAGUUAUUUCACCGAGUCGUGUACCCUUACCAGCUCAGGAUGUUCAACACCACAGAGGAGGCCGCAGACCCGGACCGAGUCUACGAGCUCUAUGCCGUCGUGGUCCACAUCGGCCCGAAUGCGCUACAUGGCCAUUACGUUUCCGUCAUCAAGACACCUGGUCGUGGCUGGCUGUUAUUCGACGACGAGAUGGUCGAGCCCGUUGACAAGCAUUUUGUUCGCAACUUCUUCGGCGACAAGCCGGGGAACACAGCGUGCGCUUACGUGCUUUUUUACCAGGAGACGACGUUGGAGAAGGUCAUGGCAGAGCAGGAUGCCGAAGGGCUGGAGGAAAUCAAGCUGGCAACACAAACAGCGGAUCUCGCGACCGAGCAGGCCAACGGGACCGCAGUUCCGCUAACCAAACAGGUCACGGCGCCCAUGCAGCCGGUCGAGGAACACGAUGCGCUCGCUGCCCUGGAUCACGCCAUCACCGCGCCAAACGGCGCCAUCGUCCCGCCUCCCGUUGUACCACCAUCUACUCACCCGCUCGCGGCCGCCCCUCCACCUAUGCCAGCUGCGGUCAAGCAGUCCAAGGAGGAGAAGGAACGGGAAAAGAAGGAGCAGAAGGCGCAAGAAAAGGCCAAAAAGAUGGCCGAGAAAGAGCAGGCCAAGCUCGAGGAGAAGCAGAGGAAGGAGAGGGAACAGCGGCAGAAAUCAGCACGCAAGAGCGAGCUCGACGACAUGAGGAAAGCUCUACAGGCGAGCAAGCAGACAGCAGUUGAGGAAGAGGAAAAGCAGAAAAAAGAGAACGGAGCAUCCUCUCUCAAGGACGUCAGCAACGGCAACGGCACAGCGAGCGGGAAGCUGGCCUCGAGUGCCGUCAGCGGACUCAUUAAUCGAUCCAAGACUGUUGGAGGCAUGUCUCGCAGGAGCUUUGCCUUUCUCAACAAGGACAAGGACAGGGCCGACAGCGGAUCCUCGGAGCACGCCGCCUCCAAUGGCACACCGUCGUCUCCGCACGCUGAGGGCCCUAUCCCUGGGCCUGGGAGACUGAAAGAGAGGUUCAGCUUCAAUAUUGGAAGAAAGAAGAGUAGCAACCUGUUCUCAUAACGGGAUGCCGACAUAAGUAGCCCCCGCUUUGCCUGCGACACUAUGAAGACGGCCGAGCUGCGCUCACCACGAUACGAACCGGCCGUUAUUAUCUUUUCUACACGCCACGUUGGCUUAAUACGCAUAUAUACAUCCAGGUUCGGCCACGCUAUCCCAUUUCUUAUCCCCAAGUACAUAUGUGCGGUCAUAUAUAUGGCCUGUACAAAGAAUGUUGGGAGGGACUAGCGCUUGUUUUGAUCUUGGGGGCGCGGUUUGUUGUUGGUUCAUUCUCAUGUCACGGAACGCAUCCAGGAACCGCUAGAUUCCAGUCUUGGGAAACGGCGAGGAGAAGGUCUGCAUGUCGGCAAUGUAGGCAUCAAAAAUAGACACAAACAUAUUAUCCAUGUCGCGCGAUAUCUUUGUCGAUGUGCACGUGCUGGUGAAUACCCUGAGUGCGCCUAACCAGCCCAUGGC